Molecule: messenger RNA, 684 nt
Organism: Symbiodinium pilosum
Lineage: Eukaryota; Dinophyceae; Suessiales; Symbiodiniaceae
Source: the annotation of a GenBank genome assembly
AUGGGCUGCAUGGUGCACAGCCCCUUGACCAUUGUGACGACUUGCGAGGACAUGCAAGAUCCGCUCCCCCCGGAGCUAGCAGCAGUCUAUUCCUCCGCGGGCGCAGCCUUUGCCUAUGUGGGCCCACUGCUAGAUUGCCAUGGUGCCAAGCGCGCAGCCGGCCACAAGUUUGCUCAGGCCACCGGACCUGCCGAAAGUGCGGAGUCUCGGGAGGAGGCCAUGCAGCAGCUGACACAAGCCCGCAAAGCAGGGCGGUUGGUAGUUCUGGCCAGCAUGGGCACCGUCAUUACCGGAGACAGCCCUGACUUCGGCUGGGCCGUCAAACCCACAGAGUCACAGAGGCAGGGACUUACGGGAAAGCAACUCUGCCAAGCUGCUUGGACUGCUGUCUUUGAGACGUUUGGUGCCAAAGAUGGAGAGUCCAUGGAGCAGUCGCCACUCAUCCUCCUGUCAGUGGGUCCACAGAAGGAUGCCCUUGAUGGCUUGAAGGUGCCUCCCAACGCCGUCUGCAUGCCCGUACUGCCCCAGGUAGACCUCCUGCGGGCUGGUGUGGACAUCUUCCUCACACAUGGAGGCCAGAAUAGCUUCAUGGAAUCCCUCGCUGCUGGUGUACCUGUGGUGGUCUGUCCCGGCUUUGGGGACCAGCCAGUGAAUGCCCAAAAGGCCGAAGAUAUGAGUACAUAG